GUGCGGCCCCGGGGCGGAGCGCGGGCGGUGCCCGCAGCCCCGGAGCGGUGCGGCGGUGGUGGCGGUACGGUACUCAUGGCCCUGCCGGCGGAGGUGGACCGGCUGGAUGGGGGCUGGCAGGAGGUCUACUCUGCGCUCCAGUGGAUCCAGUUCACUAUGGCCAUGCUCAGCGUUGUAGGUUCCAGCUCAAUUAUUGCCUAUGCCGUAUUCCAAAACGCAGUGCGGUCCCCUGAGGUGCGUCCACUUUUCUACCUGAGCCUCUCAGAUCUGUUCCUGGGCAUGUGCUGGCUAGCUGGGGCCCUGCUCUACAGCUCACCCACCUCCCAGCAAGAUCUCAUCUGCUACAACCUGCAGGCCACGGGACAGAUAUUCUAUGUGGCCUCUUUUCUCUACACUGUCAACUACACCUGGCACCUGUACAUGGACCUCAAGGUGAAAUACAACCAGAACCUCUUCAGAGUGCCUCCCCAGGUUGUAGAUUAUGCAGGUUGUGUUGGCCGAGUAGCAACGAUCUUCUCAAGCCUGAUUCCUUUCCUUCUCAUGGUUCCAGUGUUUUGUCUGGGCAACAGCAGUAAUUGCUACCAGAACUUCAGCCAGAAGCACGGGUGUCUCCUGAUGCACACGGAGAUGGCCGAGCCCCCCAACGAGCCCCAGAGCCUGAGCGGCUCCGUUUGCCGCGCGAUGCAUUUCUACGGCGUCGGAGUCUUCCUCAUCUCCUUCCUCAUCAGCUUCGUGGCCAUCCUGGUUAUCCUGAGCCAGGCCCGAAGUCUCUACAAAAGGUUUAUGAACUCCACAGGAUUCCUGGGGGAUCAGCAGUGGGCCAUGAUUAAGAUGGUGGAACAACGAGUGGUUUUUUACCCCGUGGCUUUCUUCUGCUGCUGGGCUCCAGCUGUCCUCCUUGGAAUGCUGAAAUUGACUGCUUCAACAACCAGCAAAAUCUACAUGGCUCUGCUGAUCCUGCAGGCUCUCACCGCAGCUUCCCAGGGGCUCCUGAACUGCCUGGUGUACGGCUGGACCCAGCACGUGUUCCUGUCCCUGAAGCGCGGCUCCCGUCGUGAUGUGGACACCCAGACCCCGCUCCUGCGCUCCCAAAAAAAAUUCUACUCCAGCACGGCCCCCGCCGGCCCGCCCGACACCGCGGGCUCCUCCUCCACCCUGCUCUGA
Molecule: messenger RNA, 1164 nt
Organism: Cinclus cinclus
Lineage: Eukaryota; Metazoa; Chordata; Aves; Passeriformes; Cinclidae
Gene: TMEM116
Product: transmembrane protein 116
Exons: 11
Coding region: 76-1164 (362 amino acids)
Biological process (GO): adenylate cyclase-activating G protein-coupled receptor signaling pathway
Cellular component (GO): plasma membrane
Molecular function (GO): G protein-coupled receptor activity
Source: RefSeq, a predicted model, not a curated record